CAUUCAUAAAUUAAAAAUAAACUUUUUUUUUCAUUGGGUUUUUUUAAAUAGAUGUUAAUAGAUCCAGCAAACCCACCAGGAUUAUUCAAAAUUGUAUUUAUUUCAUUUUAUAGGCCUAUUCAUAUAUGAAUUACAUAAUUUUUUUGUGCCUUGCUUUUAGAAUUGUACAACAAAAGAAUUGCAUGGCAAAUUCAGAUUAAGCAGCGACCCCUGCAGGGCGGUCAGGAUCAGGUGAGCGAGCGGAGAGGGAGUGGCCAUGCACGCAGGUGAACGGGAAGAAGGAAGACAGCCUGAGAGGCACGGUCUUUGUUGUGGCAGUCUGAAGGAUGACAAGAUCCUGAUGAAAAUGGGUUUGGGACUGGUGCUGGUUGGUCAUGUGAACUUCUUGCUGGGGGCACUGGUACACGGAGUUGUGCUCCGACACAUCAAGGUGUUCACUUGGAACCGGAAACUCGUCUACCCUAUCUCCAAUGUCAUUGCUCUUGUGGCAGGACUCAUGGCAAUUAUUGGUGGAAUCUCAGCUAUUGUUCUCUCAAAGAACAAGAAAAACCAGCUGCUGAGUUGGUUUCUACUAAUUGUUAGUGUCCUGGGGUGCCUUUUGGGUGCCGCCUCUGCAGUGGCGAUCAGUGUUGCCACAGGGAGGGCCAUACAUCAGGAAGGAUACACUCUGUUUACCCACUGCAACCUGUCUAACAACAUGAGCUACUACAGCAUCACAAAUGAGUGCCCAUUUGACCCCACACGCAUCUAUGGUACUACAUUAAUCCUAUGGUUUCCAUUGAUUCUGAUGUGGGUGGAGGUUGUAUUCUCCUGUCGCUGUUUCUUGGCCUGCACUUCUUUCCUCCGGAUGCGCUGCCCGUGGAGAACAACUGUCACUAGGAGGGUGCGUGUCCAGCUGCCAGAAGAAACCGCACUGCCACCAGAAUUUGAUUCAAAUGAGGAGGAACCAGCAGAACAGCGUGACCUACUUGACAAAGACACUGUUGCUGUGGAGACUAGUGAUUGGCUAUAAUUCAAAAAUAUAAAUCAUAUGAACAAUCGAUGCUUUUCAUAACUGCUGCAUGACGGUGGACCAAGAAAUGCCAAGUAUCAAUGCACAUAAAAAGUAAAAGUGCUGCCCACUGAAGUGGUUAGAAGGUGAAGCGAGGCGGUGCUCUGACAUCUAAUGAAGCCGUGAUGAUGAGUGUUAUUCUUCAGUCUUAAAGGGUCAGACUGUGCGACUAAGCCAAGUACUAUUGGCUUCACCAUGUAAAGUGCACAAUGUUUUAUAUAUUUACAUCAUGAACAUGUUGUGUGUGUUUUGUUACAUGUUUUCUACUUGAUGGGAUUCCUUGUUACAUUUAUAUAAAAUGUUUUUCUCUUCGUAACAGAAUUUCUAAAAUUGCUCCUAAUAAGAAUUACGGGUCAAAUAGAUAUCUCUAUAAUAA
Molecule: messenger RNA, 1427 nt
Organism: Megalobrama amblycephala (Wuchang bream)
Lineage: Eukaryota; Metazoa; Chordata; Actinopteri; Cypriniformes; Xenocyprididae
Gene: tmem54a
Product: transmembrane protein 54a
Source: RefSeq, a predicted model, not a curated record